Messenger RNA from Cladocopium goreaui, 6864 nucleotides. Lineage: Eukaryota; Dinophyceae; Suessiales; Symbiodiniaceae. The record is from the annotation of a GenBank genome assembly.
AUGGAGAAUUCCAAACAAACUGCAGAGGUAGUUCCAUCAUGGGACGGAAAUCCUCGUGGAUGGCGCCGUUACCAACGUGAGGUGCUUUGGUUCUACAUGGGGACUCGCAAAUCCCAGCGAAGCCUGUUGGGUCCUCGUCUGGUAUCAAAGCUCACAGGUCCUGCCCGACUUCUUGCGAUGUCUUGGAGUCACUUGGACAUCGCUGGACCUGAUGGUGUGAAAAAUGUCUUGAAACGCCUUGAGUCCUCUCCACUGGUGAGGAAAAAGAUUCCCAACUCUGCGGCGACGAUGACUCAGUACUUUGGGUACAGACGUCACAAUGGUGAGAACAUCAAUGCCUACCUGGUUCGUGAGAGCCUCUUCUAUGAGGAAUUUGUAGAGUCACUCAUGGAGCUCAAGGGCGCGCAAGGCGACGUCAUGAAGGACUUGGAGACCAUUGAUGAGACCUCGGAGUCUGAGUCGGAGUCAGCUGGUGGUGAUUCUCGACCUGGCUACAAACGAGUACCUACUGAAGAACCUGCCGCUGACCUUCCUCGUGCUUCUGAUGAUGAACGACCUGGACAAGUACCACCUUCUGGACAAGUUCCUCCUUCUGGACAAGAUGCCGGUUCUCGUCGAGCACGAUCCUUGCGGAGUGUGCAGAGUCAACGCGGACUCAACCUUGCCGACUCCUUCAUCCUCAAUCAACUUCGUGGAUGGCGACUUUUGAGUGGUGCUGCUUUGUCGAGUGAAGAGUGGCGUUCCAUUCUGGCAUCAACGAAGAAUCAGCUGGACUAUGACUCCAUUUCUUCGGCGCUCAUGGUUCUCUUCGACGAGCAGAUUCCUCAUCAACAUCGUCUACAUCAACAUCAUUCCCAACAUCAUGGCGGUGGACCUCAUCACUUCAACAUGGCCGAGGGCGAUGACUGGUCGUGGGAUGAUUCCUCAUGGUGGGAUGAUCAAUGGGCAGCGCAAGUGCGCUGGGAUGAUGAUGGAUGGGAAGCUCAACCUGAAGAAGAACAUGGAGAAGAACAAGAAGCGGCCGAUACGGCCAAUGAUGGAGAAGCUCUUGCGGCUGAACGCUCAUGGAGUCAAGCCCAACGGACUACACAGCUGAUCAAGAAGGACAGGGGUUUUGGCUCUCAAGCGGCCUCUUCAAGGACGGGUUGCUUCAUAUGUGGUGGCAACCAUUUGGCUCGAGAAUGUCCAGAUCGUAAUGCCCCUCACCGUGGUGGAAAGGGUGGCAAACGUGUUUCCUUCUUCCUUGAGGAGCCCUACUACCAGGACUACGUCAUGCAUAAAGGCAAGGGCAAGCCAAAGGGAGGUGGAAAGAUGAACUUCACCAUGGAGGACCUCUACGCCUUUGUGAAGGGCAAGUCCAAGGGUGGUGGAAAAUUCAAGUCCAAGAACUCAGGCAACGUCAAUGCAUACAGCAUGAGCGACUAUGACGCUUAUGGCCUUCAGUUUGACACCGAGAAGGAAGACCUCACACACUUGAACCUUGGGAAGAUCGAGAAGGAAGGCAAUAGCCUGGGCAUGUUGGACUGUGGCGCAACCUGCAGUGCUGGACCGGAAACGUCCAUCCGCAAUCUGAUCCAAGCCGUGAUCAGCCAAGACAACAGUGCAGCCAUCUCUGUGGAUGCGAAAAAGCGGCCCAAGUUCCGUUUUGGAAGUGGAGCAUGGGGCCAAGCCUUGUACCUGAUUCGAAUCCAGUCCAGCAUCACCAACAAGUUUUUUGAAGCUUUUGUUCUACCUGACCCUGAAACUCCUUUGAAACUUGGAUUCGAACAUGUACCAGUCUUGGUGGGGAUGGAUUUCAUACGUCAAAACGGUUUGAUCAUCGACUUCACUGAUGGGUAUGUAGUAUGUGCUCAACAUGCAAACGCGAAACCUUUCUACAUGCCUGUGAAUGCCAAGGGUCAUUUCAUGGUCGAUUUGGUCAACUAUUUGUGUGAAGGAAAAACACUUCAUGAUGGUCAUCCCAGUUUACAUGUCACAGUUCCACAAGGUGAAGGUUUUGAAGGUUUUCUUGCGAGUGAUGUCAACAUGUUCACCUUUGAAGCCAUUGAAGAUGUCAACAACAUGUCAACCUUGGAGUUUGAAUGCGGUACUGUAGUCAAAACUGAUGCCACUUGUCAGCCAACUCACAGAGACCUGUUUGAACAGCUUUGGAAUCGUCGUCUUCACCUGCAGCAAGCAGAUCGGCUCAUGGGCGGUGUAAUCCCCACGAGUUUGCGUUCACGACAACAACCUCAUGGCGAAGGACGAGAAGAAGACGUCUUCAACCCGGAGAUGGUUCGACGCGCCCUCAACGACCUGAAGGACAACCUUCCCAAGAAUGUGGAGCCCACGGAGGAGCUGGUUCAGCUGUUCAUCGACAAGGAGACUGCGGAGAUCCGCAUCGAGCACAUCAUGGAGGAAGCCAAACGCGACCUCGCAAAGAACAUGGAGAAGGACAUCCCUCAGGAACCUCCUGCGGAGUUCAAUCCUAUGGAUCACCUGACGGAAGCGGAGAAGAAGCACAUCAUGGAUCUGGCCGCAAGCCGUGUCCAAGUGGUGCACGACUCGGAGGAAGAGAUGGAGCCAAAGCUGAUGGACUUGGUGCACUUCCUCAACGACAAGUUGGUGGCGAAUAUCUCCGAGCUGAUCUACGACAAGAAACCACUGGUGUGGGAGAUGUUUUGCUCUCCUCAAUCUGGACUUGCACAAGCAUGUGAAGCUGAAGGAAUACCAACUCAGCGCAUCAACUUGGAGCAGGGUUUCGACCUCUACAAACCGGCAAACUACCCGGUGCUGUUCGAGCUCUUCAAGGUCCAACGCCCCAAGAAGCUUUGGAUCUCUACGAUGUGUACUUUGUUCUGCAGCUGGGUGGAUUUGAACUAUCAAGGCCGAGAAGAACUACUUCAAAAGAAGAGACGCAGGGAGCGAAAGAUGUUUCGCCUCCUCAAGGCAUUCAUCGUGGCCGUGAUCGCCUACGACCCCACUGUGGAGAUCUACUGGGAGUGGCCUCGCAACUGCCGUGGCUGGAAAGAAUCCAUCAUCGAGGAGCUCUUCAACGAGAUUGGACAGACCUGGGACUGCCGCAUCGAUGGUUGUCGCUAUGGACUGAAGACGGCAUCAGGCAAUCUGGUGCUGAAGCCAUGGAUGAUCAGAACAAGCAGCUUGUACUUCUACAGUGAGUUCCGCAACAAGACUUGUGUGGGCAAUCACACUCACGAGUGGUUGCAUGGUGUGGAGACUAACAAGUCAGCCUUCUACCCUCCUGCACUUUGCCGAGCCAUUGCAAGGAACUUUCGUUCUCAGUUGCUCCCCUAUCGCUGGUCAAAGCUUUUGUGGAUGUCUGCAGCUGACGAUGGAGCAACAUUCGAAGGUUUUGUGGCCGAGCACUACGAUGCCCCUGGCGAGCUAUGUGCUGGAGAAGAACAACCCUCUGGAGAAGACCAACAGCCCGAUGGUGAAGAUCAACCUCCUUCUGAAGAUGCUCUACGCAAAUGGGAGGUACAACUCAACCAAUUCCACCGUGCGGCUGGUCACCCGUCGACACGAAAUCUGGUGCGCAUGCUGGUGGAUGCUCAAGUGGAACCUUGGAAGAUUCAACAAGCCCGCAAAUUUCGAUGCUCAACCUGUGAGGAGAUGGUCAAGGGUGGUGUUUCUUCGAAACAGAUCCCUCCUGCAGCGAUGCGACCAUUGCCGGUGGCCUGGGAACAAGUGGGUAUCGACUUGGCAGAAUGGACGGUGCCCAACCAGAACACCAAGGUCAAGUUCGUCAUGAUGAUCGACCUGGCUACGCGCUAUCGCAUCACUGAGACCCUCUUCGUGUAUGCUCAUGGCGAGAACAAGGUCGAGACUACAGACAUGAUGAUCAAAGUCAUCACGACUCGAUGGUUGAUGAGCAUGCCUCGACCCAAAUGUCUAGUGCCGGACAAUGCCAACACCCUGGUGAGCUACAAGAUUACAGAGUUCAUGGCGGAUCUGGGAAUUGAGAUUGCAACACCUCCUGACGGAGAAAGCUGGGCCCAUGGCAUCUCUGAACGAGCUGUGGGACAGAUCAAGGAGACUGCCUCCCUGAUACAACAAUCUCUUCCGGACCAAGACCCAGUUCUUACGCUGGCUAUGGCAACCAGUGCCAUGAACAACACUGAGUUUGUCAAGGGCUACACAAGCAUUCAAUGGGCUUUUGGCAAACAAGCUGAACUUGAUGACGGUGAACUUCGUCAACAGCUGAGUCUGCCAAUCGACAGACAACAACAUGAGUUUCUUCGACUUCUGAAUCAACGACAACUGGCUGAAGAGUGUGCGAGAAAGGCGAAGGCAAGAACUGUGAUGUCCAAGCUGAAGAAUUCAGCCGUGAGGCAACCUUUGAGAACUUUCAAGAUGGGACAGCCUGUCUACAUCUGGAGAAAGUUUCUGCCCCACUCUGUCUAUGCAGGAAAGAAGGGUGGACACAAACAUGUGGGACGACCGCGUUGGGUCGGACCAGGCCGCGUAGUGUUUCAUGAACUUGUACCUGGUCAAGAAGAAGAAGACAGGAAGCAUGUGGUCUGGGUGAUACUUGGAACUCGGAUCUACAAGACCUCAGUUCACAGCGUGAGACCUCUUUCUGCCCGAGAACAACAUCUCUUCGAGAUCAAGGGUGACGAGUCUCAUCGUUGGAAGCAGCUGAGCGAUGUGCUUCCAAAACGCGAGUUCAUUGACAUCACCGUGGAGGAGCCUGCUGAGGACGAGGUGGAACAACCUUUUCUUCCUGAUGAACCUGGCUCCGCGACCAUUGUCAAACCUCAAGUACGCUUUCCUGGCAAAUUUCCAAUUAUGGACAGUGGACAUCCAGAUUAUCUUGCACCUCCGAAGCCUGGUAGACCUGUCUCUACCGUUGACGAGACCUUUGACCCUGUGAAUGUGUACGAGCCGGACUCCAAAGAUCUUCUGGAGCCCGACAACAAGCGCUUCAAACAUGAUGCUGAAGAAGAACCUGGAGAUGAAUAUGAACCAACAACACCUGCGAAGUCACCUCCACCGUCACCAAGAAGAACCUCAGUGUCUUCAACAACACCUCUUCUUGAACCUCGUGAGCCUGCCGAGAAGCGAGCUGAACCUGAUGAGGGAACAUCUGAUGAACCAGAGUCCAAACGACUCAAAGCUGAUGAGGACGAGGAAAGCGAGAAGGAGUUCAAAUUUCUGGAAGCUCUUCGUUCUGUGGACGAAGGAUAUGUCUUCAACUUUGAGCUGGACUUGGAGUCGAACCGCAAGAAGAAAGACUUCAUGCGCAAUCCCGUGAUGUUCCUGGCGAAGAAGAUGGCUGGAGCAGAAGUGAACUACAAACGCUUGUCUCCUGAGGAGAAACAGCUCUUCGAGAAUGCCAAGCAGUCUGAAGUGAGCAGUUUCCUUCGAACUGAAGCAGUACGUCGUUGUCUUUCUUACGAGGAGCAACAACGAGCUGAGAACUCUGGAAGGGUGCUCAAAUCGAAGCUUUGGACACCUGGAGUACCAGAACUUCGUGCUGCACUUGGAGCAAGUGAUGGAGAACUUCUUCGUCUACUUCGCAACGUAUAUGGCAGUGCUACCGCUCCACGUGGCCUAUGGACUGAUGUGGAUCAAACUCUUCAACGUCUUGGCGGACAUCGACUCAUUGGAGACGCAGCUUUCUGGUGUUGGGUGGAAGAAAAUCCUAACCCAAAGAAUCCUGCUGACCGCUACAACCUGAUCGGAUUUGUUGGUGGUCAUGUCGACGAUUUCAACAGAGCUGGCGAUACAACCAAUGAGAAGUGGCUUUCUGUGAGACAAGCCAUUGAUAAGGCUUAUGCCUGGGGAACACGCAAGGAGGAGAACUUCCGACACUCUGGAGUAGAUCUUGAGGUAAAGAAUGACCGCAACGAGCGCUACGUGCAGCUGAGUCAGGACUUCUACCUGGAGAACCUCCCCGACCUUGCGAUUCCUGAAGAUCGUCUACGUGGAGAUCCAAAAUCUUUGCUCUCUCCUGGAGAGAUGGCAGCUUGUCGUGCAAGCCUUGGAGCACUUCAAUGGGCAUGCACACAGACACAGAUUCAAGCCUGUGCCCGUGUCAACCUUUUGCUGACCGAGCUCACAGUUGACAAGAGUGUCAUGGUGGCCAAGGAGAUCGCUGACCUGAUCAAGGACGUGAAGAAGGAUCCAAUGAAUCUUCGUCUUUUCAAACUUCCUCAUGUACAACACUGGCAAGAUUGGACUGUUGUGACGAUGGCCGACCAGGCACACAACAACCGCCCACAAGGUGGAUCAACUGGUGGUCUACUGACCUGUCUUGGUGGACCUGAACAACUUGCUGGAGAAGCUGGUCGCCUCAAUCCAGUUUCUUGGAGGACCUGGCGUUUACGCCGGAAGGCCAUUUCCACAAAUGAUGGCGAGAUGCAAGCAACCUUGGAGGGCGAAGACUCCAACUUCCGUGUUCGUUGGAUGUGGUGCCAACUCAAUGGAUGCUGCGCUAUCAAAGAUGGCAACCUUUUGGAGAAGGCCAACGACCUUGUCAAGUAUGUGAAGGGCUUGGUGGCAACUGACAGCAAGGGUGUCUUCGAUGCAGUGAACAAGAAUGAAGGACCGCUUCUUGGUCUUUCAAAUGCUCGAAGCGCACUUCAGGGCUAUCAACUGAAGGAACAGUUGAGCGAGGCUGACACCAAGCUGAUAUGGAUCUCAGGCGAUUGGAACCUUUCUGAUGCUCUCACAAAGAAGGCCAAAGCAGCAAGACUUGGACUGAUGCAAUUUGCAAAACAGUUCAUCUGGAAGCUGAAGUAUGACCCACACUUCAUCCAGAGCGAGAAGAAGGCAAAGAAGGAUGGUCGUGCUGCUGUACAGCAAAUGAAAGAGCUUCAAGCUCUUGUCCCAAUAGCACACAUGAUCCAAGAAGAAUUUUGA